AGCAUGGGAGACCAAGGGGUGAUCAUCCUUCCAAGCUUGCUUGUAUGUCUGUUCAUGAUUCUCUUGAUUUUCAUCAUCAACAUCCUUCGCAAACAAUGGUGGAAUCCGAUUCGCUUACAGAAUCUGAUGGGUUUUCAGGGAAUCAAAGGUCCUUCUUACAGACUUAUUCAUGGAAACAACAAAGAAAUUUCCAACAUGAAAAGGAAAAGAGGCAGCAGCACAGUCGAUCAAUCUCCCUAUACUACUUUAGGCUCGCACGAUACAUUUUCUCAAGUUCAUCCUCAUAUUCAAUCAUGGACCAAGACAUAUGGGAAAAAUUACCUCCAAUGGAAUGGUCGUCAAGCUCAGUUGGUGAUUACGGAACCUGAGUUGUGCAGAGAGAUACUAGAGAACAAAGAUGGAUCAUUUACAAAGCUUAUGCCCCCUAGCUAUAUAAAGAAGCUAAAAGGAGUUGGUAUCCCAAGAUCGGUGGGUGCAAAAUGGGUGAAGCUGCGAAAACUGGGAAACCAUGCCUACCAUGGAGAGAGUUUAAAGAGUAUGAUUCCAGCAAUGAUAGCUAGUACCGAAACAUUGUUAGAAAGGUGGGGAAAUCAUGACGGCAAAGAGAUUGAUGUGUUUGAAGAAUUUAAGUUGCUGACAUCAGAAGUGAUUUCGAGGACAAUAUUUGGCAGCAGCUACUUAGAAGGAUUAAGCAUUUUUGAGAAGUCAAUCAAGUUAAUGUUUUCCUUUAUAUUCAAGAGUCCUUUCAAACUCAGGCUCCCUGGCAUCAGUAAAAUUAUCAAAACCAGCGAUGAGGUCGGAUCUGAGAAGCUUGAAAAAGAAAUACGUGAUAACAUACUAUCUAUUGUUCAGAAACGAGAGAAGGCAAUGAGAGCUGGAGGAGAAGGAAACAACUUUGGGAGUGAUUUGCUUGGGUAUCUGUUAAGGACUUGUCAUGAUUCGAAUGAUAAUAACAGGAUCUUACUCGAGGAGUUGGUGGACGAGUGCAAGAUUUUGUAUUUUGCCGGACAAGAAACCCUAGAUGUUCUAACUUGGACCGUCUUUCUUCUUGCCCUCCAUACGGAUUGGCAAGAGGAAGCCAGAAAGGAGGUCCUAGAAGUAUUUGGAAAACAAGCUCCCAAUCCUAAUGACAUAUUCAAGCUAAAAACUAUGAGUAUGAUCAUCAACGAGUCUCUAAGAUUAUAUCCUCCCCUCGUUUCCCUAGUAAGGAAAGUUGAAAAGGAAGUUAGACUAGGAAACCUCAUUAUCCCUGCUGAUGUUCAAUUGCUCAUCCCAACCCUUGCAUUCCAUCAUGAGCAACAGUUUUGGGGACCAGACGUACACCUAUUCAAACCGGAGCGAUUUUCAGAAGGGAUUGCUAAAGCUACAAGUAACAACAGAGCCGCAUUCUUACCCUUUGGAAUGGGACCUCGAACGUGUGUGGGCUUCAACUUUGCGACGACGGAGGCAAAGAUUGUUCUGUCAAUGAUUCUACAACGCCACACCAUCACCAUUUCCCCGACUUAUGUUCAUUCGCCGCGUGAGUUUAUUACAGUUCAACCAGAAAAUGGUGUACAAGUAGUUCUGCACUCACUAUGAUCGAA
Molecule: messenger RNA, 1583 nt
Organism: Argentina anserina (silverweed cinquefoil)
Lineage: Eukaryota; Viridiplantae; Streptophyta; Magnoliopsida; Rosales; Rosaceae
Product: cytochrome P450 CYP749A22-like
Exons: 5
Coding region: 4-1578 (524 amino acids)
Molecular function (GO): monooxygenase activity; heme binding; oxidoreductase activity, acting on paired donors, with incorporation or reduction of molecular oxygen
Source: RefSeq, a predicted model, not a curated record